CCUGCACAUCCCUUUUCCUCCUUUGUAUGCUAGCAAUACGAAGAACGACAGCAAUUGCAUCCUCAUCCUUCGCUUCUCGUCCCCCGAUAUACCCUCUUUCUCCCCGCUUUUCCACCAGGAUGUCCUCCACCACACCAGCAAACGAUCUGCCCGCCAACCUAGCCUCCCUCCUUCGCUCGCGUUACGAGUCUGCAUUGGCCAGCGGAUCCGCCUUCUUCUACCCAUCAGAGGUACAUAAUCUUGAGCAAUCAGCGGGCAAUAUCACGCUCAACUGGACGGUCAGGCGAUGCGAGGCUCUGAGGCAAAAGGCAGAGGAGAAGAGGCGCAAGGCAGAGCAGGGAGGGGAAAGGGAGCCAAUGCCGACAAAGCCAGCCCAACAAGAAGGCGGUCAAAAUCCAAACGACGUCUUUUCUCCACCUUACGACCAGCAUCUCCUCAUCGCCGAGCUUGGAGACCAUCAUACAUUGCUGUUGAACAAGUUUGCCCUCAUCCCCGAGCACUUCCUCCUCGUCACUCGCGCUUUCCGUUCGCAAGCACUCCCUCCGCAACCCGAGACUCUGGCCCUCUCCUACCGUAUCCUCGCCAGUCUCCCAUCAGAAGAUCCAGCGCAGAGGCUGUGCUUCUUCAAUUGCGGACCCGACUCGGGAGCCUCGCAGCCGCAUUGCCAUAUGCAGUUUGUGGAUCUCAAAGAGGGUGGAGGCGUGCUGAUUGAAGGGUUGUUGGACAGGAUUGAGAGGGAUGGCAAGGAGAUGGAAACCGUGCACGCUUUGCCCCUCCCCUAUCAGCACUUUGUUCACCUCCUCCCCUCGAACCUCAAGUCCCUCCCACCGACAGAGGUAGAGGCCAAGAUGGGCAUGAUUCUCAUGAAACUCCUCGACGCAAUGUUCUCUGCCCGAUCAGCAGCGAUGGAGCAGGACCCUGAAGCCACUAUCCCGCAGAGUCGCCCAUCAUGGAAUCUCCUCCUCACCCACCGAGCCAUGCAUCUCAUCCCGCGCUCUCAAGAAGACUUCCCGCUGGAGAAGGAGAACGAGCCUAGCGAAGAGGUGGGGCCAUUGAGCCUCAACGCGCUCUGCUUUGCUGGGCACUUGGUGACGAAGAGUAACGAGGAAGUCGAGAGGAUCAGGAAGAGGGAGGGAGGGGUCGCUAUGAUCUUGGCUGAGGUGGGGCGUAAGCCGGUCGGGGAUGUCACUGUCGCUGCUACGGGGACCGAGGGCGGUGAUCAGUAGAGGAGAGGCAAGGAUAAAUAGAAGCUGAAGCUAAUGGCAGGAGCUGAGGCUCUUCUUAUACGAUCUUGACGACUGCUCUGCCAUCGUGUUAUCGCUGUAGCUGUCCAACAUUGCAUGGGUAGAU
This is a messenger RNA of Jaminaea rosea, 1350 nucleotides long. RefSeq lists its product as hypothetical. Gene Ontology annotation, biological process: nucleotide metabolic process. Bases 120 to 1226 code for a protein of 368 amino acids. Gene Ontology annotation, molecular function: ATP binding; ATP:ADP adenylyltransferase activity. The record is from RefSeq and is a predicted model, not a curated record. The transcript has 2 exons. Lineage: Eukaryota; Fungi; Basidiomycota; Exobasidiomycetes; Microstromatales.